Scomber scombrus (Atlantic mackerel) is the source of this 2800-nucleotide messenger RNA. RefSeq names its product cryptochrome circadian regulator 1b (gene cry1b). Gene Ontology annotation, cellular component: cytoplasm; nucleus. Gene Ontology annotation, biological process: entrainment of circadian clock by photoperiod; negative regulation of DNA-templated transcription; circadian regulation of gene expression. Lineage: Eukaryota; Metazoa; Chordata; Actinopteri; Scombriformes; Scombridae. The record is from RefSeq and is a predicted model, not a curated record. Gene Ontology annotation, molecular function: DNA binding; FAD binding. The transcript has 11 exons. Bases 743 to 2455 code for a protein of 570 amino acids.
AAUUGGACCCUGUCACAAAUAUCGAGUGAACUUGACCGACAAUUAAGGUUUGAAUGAUUUAAAAUAACUUAAAACUACCGUAGAUGACGUUUCAACGUGGCUUGGAGAGCACGUUAUGGAAACGUGACGCAGAAACUCUUUUGUAACAGUUUAUUCUGACCAAUCAGAGCUCUUCAUUCAUGCCCGUGUAUUCCUGUGGGAGGAGAUAUGUUGAUACAGAAAGGACGCCUUGAAGAGUUGACACGGUAUUACUAUCAAUUUAUAGUCCAUGUUUAACGUUUUGGUGAAUCCUUUUUAACUUUAACUAGUCUAACGUCGCGCUUGGAGACUAUUCUAGUGUUGCUGCUUUUGAUGAGCCUCAUGUGAUAUAGCAAAAUAUCGCUGCUGCAACGAAAAAGUAUUCUUUCCGGAACAUAUCUUCGUGUAAUGUGUUCACUUAGUCUUUGCUGUUAAUCAAGAGAAGUGCCGUGUUGCUAUUUUUGUUGGGUUGUUUGCGCUUUCUGUGGUUACCUGCAGUCCACACAUGCAGCCGCUGCUGGUCAGGAGACCCAGCUCUGUGGACACUUUCAUGGAGCAAGGUUAAGGGUACACCAACCUUUUAAAUCCAGUCACUUGCAGAAAACCCGCUCGACUAUUCAGCUGCCAAAACAACGCAAGGGGGCGCUUUUUAGUUUUUUGUGGGAACCCCUUCCCUCUUUUUCACCCCACCUGGGAUAACAAUUACCAAAUUAAGACCGGCAACAUGGUGGUCAACACUAUCCACUGGUUUAGGAAGGGACUGCGGCUGCACGACAACCCCUCCCUGAGGGACUCCAUCCCGGGGUCGGAUACCCUGCGCUGCAUCUACAUCCUGGACCCCUGGUUCGCUGGGUCCUCCAACGUGGGCAUCAACAGGUGGAGGUUUUUGCUGCAGUGUUUAGAGGACUUGGAUGCCAGCCUGCGCAAACUCAACUCCCGCCUGUUUGUUAUUCGAGGUCAACCGACAGAUGUCUUCCCUCGUCUUUUUAAGGAAUGGCAGAUCACUCGUCUAUCUUAUGAGUAUGACUCUGAGCCUUUCGGCAAGGAACGUGAUGCUGCUGUCAAAAAACUAGCCAGUGAGGCCGGAGUUGAAGUCAAAGUGCAAAUUUCACACACCCUAUACGAUCUUGACAAGAUCAUAGAAGUGAAUGGUGGUCAGCCUCCUCUCACGUACAAGCGCUUCCAGUCUGUAAUCAACUGUAUGCGUGCUGUGGACCUGCCUGCAGAGACGAUCACAUCUGAGGUCAUUAAAACAUGUGCAACACCCAUCGGUGAAAACCAUGACAACAAGUUUGGAGUCCCCUCCCUGGAAGAGCUUGGUUUUGAGACAGAGGACCUGACCACAGCAGUUUGGUCAGGUGGAGAAACAGAAGCCCUCUUGAGACUAGAGAGACACCUGGAGAGGAAGGCAUGGGUGGCAAGCUUUGAGCGCCCACGUAUGAACGCCAACUCCCUGCUGGCCAGUCCAACAGGCCUCGGCCCCUAUCUGCGCUUUGGAUGUCUCUCUUGUCGGCUCUUCUAUGUCAAGCUCACAGACCUUUACAGGAAGGUCAAGAAGGACAGCACCCCACCGCUUCCCUUGUAUGGCCAGCUGUUGUGGAGAGAGUUCUUCUACACGGCCGCAACCAACAACUCCUGCUUUGACAAGAUGGAGGGAAACCCUAUAUGUGUCCAGAUCCCCUGGGGCCGAAACCCAGAGGCACUGGCCAAGUGGGUAGAGGGACGGACAGGCUUUCCUUGGAUAGACGCUAUUAUGAUCCAGCUGAGGCAGGAGGGCUGGAUCCAUCCUUUGGCGCGGCAUGCUGUGGCCUGCUUCCUCACCAGGGGAGACCUCUGGAUCCGCUGGGAGGAAGGCAUGAAGGUGUUUGAAGAGUUGCUGUUAGAUGCAGACUGGAGUGUCAAUGCUGGCAGCUGGAUGUGGCUCUCUUGCAGUUCUUUUUUCCAGCAAUUCUUCCACUGCUACUGCCCUGUGGGAUUUGGACGACGCACAGACCCCAGCGGUGACUACAUACGGCGUUAUUUGCCCAUAUUGAAGGGUUUUCCAGCCAAAUACAUCUAUGAUCCGUGGAAUGCCCCAGAGGAAGUACAGAAGAAAGCAAAGUGUAUCAUUGGAGUUCACUACCCCAAGCCCAUGGUGAACCACGCUGAGGCUAGCCGUGUGAACAUUGAGCGGAUGAAGCAAAUUUACCAGCAGUUAUCCUGCUACAAAGGAUUGGGCCUACUGGCAACAGUACCAGCUAACUCCAACAAUUGGGCAAGUGGAAGUAAUGCCGGAGAAGUAAUCUCUGGGACUAGUCAAGGUUGGGGGAAGUCCACUGAAGACCCCUCAGUGCAAAUGGCAACGUCUCAGACAGACAGAGGACCAACCACGCACAAGCGGCGGUGUGAAGAAGCCCCAACCGAGAGCAACUUUAAAUCCUGGAAGCAGAGCACGUAGUUGCCGAAGGCAGACUAAAGGGGUUCCUCAGUCAGUCUGUAUCAUCUGGCUAGCAUCUUCUCCUGCAGUGCCUUCAGCUAACAUGCAGUAAUAACUAUAACUCACAGCCAUAGAGGAGGAAUCAUACAUUUUGUAAAUAUGUAUUGUUUUUAAUUUCCAGAUUUUUUAUAUUUGGCCAUGGGGGUUUCUUGACUCCUUUUGUAAAUAUUGUGUUACCAAAACUCAAAAGUUCAACUGUGACUGCGUGUGCUUUUGUCUCCCAUGUGAUUGUAAAUCUUAUUUUUGUAUAAAAAAUCGACCAAAUUUUAAUUGUACUGAAAUGGCAAUAAAAUAAAUAUUGUUGUA